Molecule: messenger RNA, 753 nt
Organism: Rangifer tarandus platyrhynchus (Svalbard reindeer)
Lineage: Eukaryota; Metazoa; Chordata; Mammalia; Artiodactyla; Cervidae
Source: the annotation of a GenBank genome assembly
AUGAGUGCGGCCGCGGCGCCGGCGCCCGAGCGCGGUUGGAAGAGCGAGAAAGUGGACGAGGCUCAGGCCCUGGCGCGGAGUUGCGCCGCCCGCAGACCCGACUUCCAGCCGUGCGACGGGCUCUCCAUCUGUGCCACGCACAGCCACGGAAAGUGCUUCAAGCUGCACUGGUGCUGUCACCUCGGAUGGUGUCACUGCAAGUACGUGUAUCAGCCGAUGACCCCUGUGGAACAGCUUCCCAGCACUGAGAUUCCUUCAAAGCCUUGGGAGCCUGCCAACACCAUUCAGAUUUCAGUCUCCCUCACUGAACACUUUCUGAAAUUCGCAUCUGUUUUCCAGCCCCCUCUCCCCCCUGACUCGCCAAGGUACUGUAUGAUCUCAGACCUCUUUAUUGACAACUAUCAGGUUAAAUGUAUUAAUGGGAAGAUGUGUUACGUGCAGAAGCAGCCGGCACCACAUUCCCACAAAAUGAGCCCCGAGGAGGUCUCUGCACAUGAUGCCUUUAUUUCAAAAGAGAGCAACACACCAAAAAUAGAUCACUGCUCUUCUCCCUCAAGUUCCGAGGACUCUGGGAUCAACGCGAUCGGGGCUCACUAUGUGGAAUCGUGUGAUGAGGACACGGAAGAAGGAGCAGAACUGAGUUCAGAGGAAGAUUACAGUCCAGAGAGCAGCUGGGAGCCAGAUGAGUGCACCCUUCUUUCCCCCUCACAGUCUGAUCUGGAAGUGAUUGAAACAAUAGAAACCACCGUGUGA